Schistosoma mattheei is the source of this 2209-nucleotide messenger RNA. NCBI's taxonomy places the organism in Eukaryota, Metazoa, Platyhelminthes, Trematoda, Strigeidida, Schistosomatidae. The record is from the annotation of a GenBank genome assembly.
AUGGACUUUCGUCAGAAACCUAUAUUUCACAAACUAAAGUCUUCUGGAUGGGACUAUAUCAAAUGGUAUGCAGACUCAGCAAAGUUAGUUCCUGGUUGUACAAAUCCUUUGAUUUUAGCUGCACAACAAUGUCCAAACAUGGACGUAAUCAAAUUAAAAGUGGCUGUCGUCCUAAUGAUACCUUUAAUAGAUUUUUCCAAUAAAACAUUUGAUUUCUUAAGUCUACACAGUAUGAUAGAAACUGUUGAACAAAACCGUGAUGGCUUUUUAAAGGAAGUUUUUCAUGAAUACAGAUCGUUUUCGAAUUUUGAUAUUAAUGAUUCUAAAACGACCUCGUUCAGUGUAAAAUUAGGUUGUUAUGAAAACGACGGAAUGUUUAUGCUAAUUAAUGCUUCCUCUGGUCUCUCAUCCGAUCUUAGUUGAAAUAGGUGGAUUAGGUGAGUAUCGCACAAAUAUUAUAAAUUAUGUGUUGUAUAUUUCUUUUCCAUUUCUUUCUCACUGUCCAAAGUUAAAUGUAUUUCGGUUUUUGACUUCCUCAUCAUCCUGUCUCAAACUUUAUUGUGAAUGUAUAUUAGGAAAGGGUUUUUAUGUAAAACUGACUUGUAUGUCCUACAGUUUAGUGGAAAAAUUGUAGUCCGAUAUUGAUAUAAUAUUUAUUAUUCACCUAAUAUCAUUGGACACAAUAUAAUGUUUCUAGACUAUAUUCGUGGGUUCUUAUUGAUAUGUAAGGGGACGUUGUAUUGUCUCGAGUUUUUCAACAGACACUAAACUUUAUUCCUUGAAUCUAGUCGGCAUCACGAUUCCGUCAUGAAUUGUUUAUAAGUAGUACUGAAAUAUUUGAUUUUUAUAGGGUUGGGAUGAGCUUGUUUUAACAUUUACUCUAUACGAGAUGACCAAUUAGAAUUGUUUCAAUCAACGUACAUUCUUCAGGUUUCUCAAUGACAUUUGUGCAUUGGUCUAUUACAUAUGACUUUAUUCUAUAGUAAACGAGCCUUACUUAAUUGAACUUCCUAAAUGAGAUCGUAAGACAAAGCGUAAGCGUUUUAAGUUAAUACUAAAUAUUUUAUCAUAUCUCCAACUAUCAAAUCUCACUGCUCUUGUAAUCCAUCGACUAAUUAUGUUACUUAUACUUAGAAAUAUAUAACUGUCGUGAUCUUGUCCAUUUUUUUCUUACAAACAUAAUUUUCUAAAUAAACAAAUGUAAUUUUAAUAGUUGAGAUCAUGAGUUAGUUGAAGCUAGACCACCAUGGAAAACCUGGAAGCACUAGCUGGCCGUUUCAUCCUAUUGUGUGACUUCUCAGCAGUGCUCAUUCGCGAUAUUCGAACCCACGAUCUAUCGGUAUCGCGCGCGAACGCCUAACCACUAGACCACUGAGCCGGCCUCCAACAGUGUUAAUGUUUAACUUCAACUAAUCCACGAAAUUGAGCGAAACAUCCACCAUUGUUUUCUGUGAGUUACUAUCUCACAAUAGACCCAACUGAACUCCACUGGUUACUGCUUCUCACUAGAAAUCCAGGAAAUACCUCUUGAAGCCAGUCACUAGUGAGCAUAUGUUGAGUAGUAUCAGGUUUUUCUUGUGGGUAUUAUAGUAAUUUUAAUAGUUAAGAUCAUGAAUCAAUUGAACGAAACGGCCAACCAGUGCUUCCAGGUUUUUCAUGGUGGUCUAGCUUCAUUUGACUCGAACUCAACUAUUAAAAUUAAUAUAAUAUCCACAGGAAACGCCUUCUGAUAUUAAAAAAAUGUAAGUUGUACGAUAAAAAUCACUAGACAAUUUACCGAGUAAAGAAUCGCUUAAUGUCUUACACUUUUACAUAUUUUUAAAUUUCCUCUGUUCAAUUUUGAUUUUAUAUUUGUGCGAAAAGUAUGAGUAUAUAUUCUCAUUAUUAUCAGGAUGCGAUGCAUCCGAAUGAGUAACAAGGAUCUUUUUAUUCCAAACUCUUUAGAUGGAAGAAUAUAAUGAUCGUGUCGCUAAUUAGUCAUACACAGGUUUGUAUGAUCGACUUUGGGGCUCUUGUUUCGUUAAUUUCGUAUGAAGAUAUGUAAUAUUAAUCGGUUCUUCAGUUGAUGUUAGUCAGUAGUGAAAAUGACCUUUAAAUUACUCAAUGUAGGCAGUGUCUGUCAUUGAAAGGCGUACCUCAAAAGUACAUAAACCUUGUGACGGCUCUUUACUUGGGCACUACUAGACGAGUCAGAGCUUAUGGCGAACUG